GUGAAACUUCGCGAUAUAACCAAUAGUGUAAAUCAUACAGAUGCGCUUCAUGAUGGAGUCUUGAGAUGGCGCCACAAUGGGGUUGGCUCUUGGUAGUAAAAUGGAAAAAACGUGGGGUCUUUCGCAUUAGCCUGUACGGGGCUUAUACAUGCAAGAUACUGUAUCGUAUCUUAUGUUUUCUUUGACUUUUGAUGUAAUUGUCGUGUGUUAACGAGUCAAUUGAAUGCCUUGAACUGUAUACUUUAUUAAAUUAUCGAUUCAGUUAUUAAGUACUGGUAUAUAAGCAUUUUGAUAAAAUGGCUAUGCUUGCUGAACCUCGCCGGAAGCAGAAAUGGACGCUCAAUCCACGAGGGAAACAGUGGAGUGAUGAUACGAAUAAGUUUGGGCAAAAAAUGCUUGAGAAAAUGGGAUGGUCCAGGGGAAAAGGUCUUGGUGCCAAUGAACAGGGAAUGACUGAACAUGUCAAAGUCGGUUUCAAGAAUGAUCAGGCUGGUAUCGGAUACAAGGACAAUGGUGAUCAAUGGACUCAACAUCAAAUAGAUUUCAAUGAAUUCUUAUCCCAGUUACAAACAGAUGGUGGACCUGAAGUAAAACCUAAUAGUAAGGAGGGUGAGCUCAGUGGUAAAUCAUUAGAAGUUAAAUCCAAGCUAAGUCGUGCUCGAGUACACUACCAUAAAUUUACUCGUGGAAAGGAUGUUAAUAAGUAUAGUGCCAAAGACCUUGCUACUAUAUUGGGAAAGAAAGAUCCAAUAGCAAAGAUCAGUGCUGAAAGUAUAAAUACACCAACAGAAAUUACAGAGCCUAUUGGCAGUAAAGACAAUACAGGUGGAGUGCUUACUAUUAAGGGUGGUAAUAUCAGUGACUACUUCAAGAAUAAGUUGCCAAUCUUUGUAAAGAAACACAAUGGGGAAGUGAAUGCAGAAGAUAAUUUUUAUGAUAGUGAAACAGAACAACGCGUAGGUUUUGGUUUUAAUAAUAUAAAACAAGAAAUCGAAUUGUCUCAGUGUGAGGAGGAGAAAAAUAAAUUUGUCUUUGAAAAUCCUGCUUUGGAUUUCAACAGUCCUGGGAAAGAACAAUCCAUGCCAAAGAAAAGAAAAAGUGAAUUUGUAUUUGAAAAUCCAGGAUUAGAUUUGGACUAUCCUGAGAAACCAAAGAGGUCAAAAUCGAUUUCAUUGAAAACUAUAACAAUCACUGAUGAUUCAAAUACUUCUAUCCAUGACAAAGGUUUUGUAAAUAUUGCUCUAAAUCUAGACACUCCUGCCGAUGAUACUUGCAAUGGUAUUGAAUUUGAAGUGUCCAGAGUAGCAUUUGGUGUGGACAACAAUGCUUUGGACAUAACUGAUGAGACAAACACAAAGAAACGAGUCACAUUCAAUAAUAAGGUGGAGUACAGUACUGAUCAAGUGGAGAAGGAGAAGAAGAAGAAGAAAAAGAAGAAGGCAAAGAGGAAAUUGGAUAAAUUCGAGGUUGAGAACGAAAAUUCCAAAAAAAAAGAAAGGAUUGAAAAUUUGGAACAGACUCCUGAUGAAACAAUUGGUUUUGUGAACGAGGCCUUAGACAUAGAGAUCCUUAGCGAGGAAAUAAAUGAUAAUGAAGUAAAUGAGCGGAAGGGUAAGAAAGCUCAAAGAAAAAAAGAAAGAAGGAUGUCAAAUCUAGAGACUAUUCAAGAAGCUCCCGAGGAAGACCGAGAGGUCGACAACGUGAAUGUUGAAAUGAACCAAAUUAUUGUUUCUGAAAGUGAGAUCAUAAACGUUGAAGAGGCAGAAACGCCAAAACAGAAGAAAAAGAAGAAAAAGGACAAGGAGGAAGCCGUUGCACCCGUAAUCAUGCUGGUGGACAAUGAACCAGGCAUAGAAUUUUCGAAAAAGAAGAAAAAGAAAAAAGACAAGAAACCCGAAGUGGAAUCUUUUGUAGAAGAGAUGCUAAAAAAAAAGAAGAAAGAACCAAAAGUGGACACAACCACAGAGGAAGGAAAGGAGAACUUGGAGAAGUUACCAGAAGACAUACUGGAAGUUGAUGUUAAGAAGAAAGAAAAGAAAAGUCGAAAAUUUAUUGGCGAUGCCACAGCAGCUGAUUCGAUUUCUCUGGAAAAUGAGGAACUUAAUGAGAGUAGAAAAAAUACAAAGAGGAAAAGGGAAAGUACGGAACACGUCGAGAGACCGUCGAAGAGAGAUGAAACAGAAGAAUUUCAAGGAGAAGUUACUAAUUUGGAGUUGAAAUGUAAUAUUCAUAGCCCCUGGAAUAGACACCGAAAAAACAAGAAAAUCGUCAAAUCUUUCUUUGCUCGUAGCCCCAUUCUUCAUUUCAAUGGGUCAAAUAUAAAUGAGAUUAAAGGAUAUGGUGCCGAUAUCAAAUGAUCCCUGGCACCCAUUACAAAUUUAAAAUAUUUAUUUAAGCAAAAUGUCUAUUUUUAGACAAAAAUUAAUUAUCAAUGCUGAACAACUAUGCAUAAUUGUGAAAUAAUAAAUACGAAGUUGAUAAAAACAA
Messenger RNA from Cephus cinctus (wheat stem sawfly), 2487 nucleotides. Its product is annotated as myosin-2 heavy chain. Lineage: Eukaryota; Metazoa; Arthropoda; Insecta; Hymenoptera; Cephidae. Bases 297 to 2357 code for a protein of 686 amino acids. The transcript is spliced from 3 exons. The record is from RefSeq and is a predicted model, not a curated record. Gene Ontology annotation, cellular component: nucleolus. Gene Ontology annotation, molecular function: telomerase inhibitor activity; nucleic acid binding. Gene Ontology annotation, biological process: regulation of ribosome biogenesis.